Messenger RNA from Humulus lupulus (European hop), 629 nucleotides. RefSeq names its product phragmoplastin DRP1C-like. The record is from RefSeq and is a predicted model, not a curated record. Gene Ontology annotation, molecular function: microtubule binding; GTPase activity; GTP binding. The transcript has 6 exons. Bases 16 to 501 code for a protein of 161 amino acids. Lineage: Eukaryota; Viridiplantae; Streptophyta; Magnoliopsida; Rosales; Cannabaceae. Gene Ontology annotation, cellular component: cytoplasm; microtubule; membrane.
UUUUCUGCAGCUGCUAUGCGUAAGGAGAUCCAAGAUGAGAUAGAUCGUAUUACUGGGAAAUCUAAGCAAAUAUCUAACAUUCCAAUUCAUCUGAGCAUAUAUUCUCCAAAUGUUGUAAACUUGACAGUCAUAGAUCUUCCUGGGUUGACAAAGGUUGCUGUAGAGGGACAACCGGAAACCAUUGUUGAAGAUAUUGAAAAUAUGGUCCGCUCUUAUGUUGAGAAGCCUAACUCUAUCAUAUUGGCUAUAUCUCCUGCAAAUCAAGAUAUUGCCACAUCAGAUGCAAUCAAACUUGCAAGAGAAGUUGAUCCUUCAGGUGAAAGAACAUUUCGGGUGCUAACAAAACUUGAUUUAAUGGACAAAGGAACUCAAUGCCAAGCACACCAAGGUCUCAUUCUUUCCUUAUUAACCAAUCAUCCAAUCUUCUUUAAUGGAUUUCAAUGCUUCAUUUUCUGUUUUUCUUCUUCUUCUUCUGUAUGCAGAUUCUUGAAGGUCUUCUGAAGUUGCCAGAAAACCGAGAAUGCGCUGACUGUCGAAACAAGGCACCACGAUGGGCUAGUGUGAACCUUGGAAUAUUUAUAUGCAUGCAAUGUUCUGGAAUUCAUCGGAGUCUUGGAGUUCUUAUUUCA